AUGAGUGAGCGCGAUGGUCUUCUCGCCGUCGACGGCGUGGACGUGCCUCGCGCGGCCGCGGCAAACCGUUCGAGGACUGUCGAGUUCACGAAUGACGACGAGAGCGACUACGACCACCUUGGUGCUACCUCCGCUCGCGGGUUCGGCGAGCGACUCUUCGGCAGCAAAAAUUGGCGUUCACGCGCGUUUGUGAUCGUCCUAUUCGCUUGCCUUUGCGCCUUGGGCGCUUUGGCGACACUGCGAAUGAGCGGAGGAAAAGGGGUGACAGCGGCGCCGCGUCUGGGCGCCGCGGCUCCUCGAGCGAUCAACGCGCCAGGCCACAUCCCGGGUUUGGCCGAGCACGUGCAGGGUGUGACGCGAUCGACAAAGUUUAGAAUCAUAACGUUCUGCAACAAAUCGUACUGGGUUUUCGCGCACGGACUGCUGGAGUCGAUGAAGGCGGUGGCGCCUUCAGUGGUUGACUUUUGGACGGUGAUUGUUCCCGACGAAGAGACGAAAAAAUUCAUCCUUUCCGAGACCUCUGGUGCGGGUCACGCCGUGGACGUCUUCGUCGACGAUGAUCUUCGGAAGCAAGUGGCUAAAUUUGCGAGCGCGGGUAGGGACGAACUGAAGACGAUGCUUUCAUGGCGAAGGGUUCACGCGAUGCAAACGCUCGUGGACGGUGACUUCACCGUCAUGUUCAUCGAACCCGACGCUGUGUUCCAGAAGAACCCACUGCAGCUCAUUCACGAUCAGCUCACCCAGAACGAUAUCAUUCUGUCCGCGGACUACGGUCUUGGUUCGACGGCGCAAAAGCGCGCGAACACCAAGGUAAUCGUGGCGAAGCCGUCGGCCCAGGGAAAAAAGUUGCUCAACGUCUGGCAGCGCGCCGAGCAGUCGUACACUGGCCAAAAAGCAGAGGCGGGAUUUUUCCUCGACCAAGUCGUCCCGCACAUCGACGUGCUCACGGCCAAGGUCAAGGUGCUGGAUCAAACGCUCGUCGGGAACUACUUGACGCAUCACGAAAAGGCUGGGCAAGUCAUCGUUACGGGCACCGGGUGCGACAACAUCGACUAUAAGAUUAACUUCAUGACACAACUAUUGCGUCACGUGCAGCCGCUCGAUCCAAACAACUUGGUGCCCGCAUUCGAUUACGAAGGUGUCGCCAUGGGGUGUGACCACUCGGGCCGCGAAAAGGUGUUCAAAAUCUCAAACGAGUACGCGAGGUCGCACGGUGUAUCGGCCAAGUUGGGCGCGAGCAAGAAGCACCCGAGUAAAAACGACUCGGAGGGUGACGAUGAGGACGCCGGUGGUGAUCGUUAG
Molecule: messenger RNA, 1302 nt
Organism: Ostreococcus tauri
Lineage: Eukaryota; Viridiplantae; Chlorophyta; Mamiellophyceae; Mamiellales; Bathycoccaceae
Product: Nucleotide-diphospho-sugar transferase
Exons: 1
Coding region: 1-1302 (433 amino acids)
Source: RefSeq, a predicted model, not a curated record